Scleropages formosus (Asian bonytongue) is the source of this 7277-nucleotide messenger RNA. RefSeq names its product matrix metallopeptidase 24 (gene mmp24). The transcript is spliced from 9 exons. Gene Ontology annotation, cellular component: plasma membrane; extracellular matrix. Gene Ontology annotation, biological process: extracellular matrix organization; proteolysis; collagen catabolic process. Gene Ontology annotation, molecular function: zinc ion binding; metalloendopeptidase activity. NCBI's taxonomy places the organism in Eukaryota, Metazoa, Chordata, Actinopteri, Osteoglossiformes, Osteoglossidae. Bases 352 to 2172 code for a protein of 606 amino acids. The record is from RefSeq and is a predicted model, not a curated record.
CUCUGCGUACUCCGGCAUGACCGUUGCGUUGGGGCGACGCGCGCGCUGCGGUCGCACGCGCUGCGGACGCGCGCCUCCUCUCGUCUCGUGCGGCUUUAAGAACUGAGUCUGCGCAAUGGGCUCCCCAGUCCGGCGGUCGGUCUGCGGCGAAAAUUAAGCAGGAAAAGCGAAGGGAAUAAAAAGAGAGCCGUUCAUACCAGGGAAUAAGGACCAGAGGCAGAGCAGAGGCGGGGGCGGACAGGAGAAGGAGAAGGAGAGGAGAAGGAGGAGGAGGUGGAAGAGGAGGAGGAGGAGGAGGAGGAGGCUGGACAUCGGUACGGCGACAGCGGGGGGACACCGUGGGGGACAGUGAUGGCGAGGCUCGCGGUGAAGCGGAGGAAAGCGGGGCUGCCCGGCUUCUGCUGGAAAACCUGCUAUUUCCACAUACUCUUCUGGGUUGUGUCGGUGUGCGGCGAGGAGAAGACCUUCAUCGUGGAGACAUGGCUGAAGAACUACGGCUACCUGCUCCCGCACGACAUCCGCACGUCGGACCUGCGGUCGGAGAAAGCCAUGCAGUCUGCUGUCGCUGCUAUGCAGCGGUUCUACGGGAUCCCGGUAACAGGGGUGCUGGACCAGACCACCAUCGAGUGGAUGAAGAAACCACGAUGCGGGGUCCCUGAUCAUCCCCGCACCAGUCGCCGAAGACGGAACAAACGCUACGCCUUGACAGGCCAGAAAUGGAGGCAGAAACACAUCACGUACAGCAUACACAACUUCACGCCUAAAGUAGGGGAGAAGGACACGCAGAAAGCCAUCCGACAGGCCUUCGACGUGUGGCAGACAGUCACGCCGCUCACAUUCGAGGAGAUCCCCUACUCGGAGAUAAAGAAUGAAAGGAAAGAGGCGGACAUCAUGAUUUUCUUUGCCUCCGGGUUCCACGGUGACAGCUCCCCUUUUGACGGAGAGGGAGGCUUUCUCGCCCAUGCCUACUUCCCCGGCCCCGGGAUCGGAGGAGACACGCACUUCGAUUCCGACGAACCUUGGACGUUAGGCAAUGCCAAUCACGACGGGAAUGACCUCUUCCUGGUGGCAGUGCACGAGCUGGGCCACGCCCUUGGCCUGGAGCACUCCAAUGACCCCAGCGCCAUCAUGGCCCCCUUCUACCAGUACAUGGACACACACAACUUCAAGCUACCCCUCGAUGACCUUCAGGGGAUCCAGAAGAUAUACGGCAUCCCCACUGCGAUGCUGGAGCCCACCCGGCCGCUGCCCACUCUGCCUGCCCGACGGACGCACUCCACCUCCGAGAGGAAACACGACAGACAGUCCCGGCCGCCGCGUCCGCCCUCCGGAGACAGACCUUCUUCGCCCGGCAACGGGAAGCCCAACAUCUGCGACGGGAACUUCAACACCGUGGCCUUCUUCAGGAGGGAGAUGUUUGUGUUCAAGGACCGCUGGUUCUGGCGACUGCGCAACAAUAAGGUGCAGGAGGGCUACCCGAUGCAGAUCGAGCAGUUCUGGAAAGGCCUUCCGCCCCGGAUUGAUGCGGCCUACGAGAGGUCGGACGGGAAGUUCGUGUUCUUUAAAGGUGACAAGUACUGGGUCUUCAAGGAGGUAACGGCCGAGCCGGGAUAUCCGCACAGCUUGGUGGAACUGGGGAACUGCCUGCCCCGCGACGGCAUCGACACGGCUCUGCGCUGGGAGCCGGUGGGCAAGACCUACUUCUUCAAGGGGGACCAGUACUGGCGCUACAACGAGGAAAAAAGGGCGGCCGACCCCGGGUACCCCAAACCCAUCACAGUCUGGAAGGGCAUCCCUGAAGCACCGCAAGGAGCCUUUGUCAGCAGGGAGGGCUUCUACACCUAUUUCUACAAAGGCAAGGAUUACUGGAAAUUUGACAACCAGAAGCUUACGGUGGAGCCCGGCUACCCAAAGUCCAUCCUCAAGGACUGGAUGGGAUGCGAUCAGUCGGAGGUGGAGAAGAACAAAGAGCGUCAGCUGCCCUCCGACGACGUGGAUAUCAUGGUGACCAUCAACGACGUGCCCAGCACUGUCAACGCCAUUGCCGUGGUGAUCCCUUGCAUCCUGUCGCUGUGCAUCCUGGUCCUGGUCUACACCAUCUUCCAGUUCAAAAACAAAGGGGUGCAGCAGAACGUCACCUAUUACAAACACCCGGUGCAGGAGUGGGUAUGACAGCCCGGGGGACGGCUGCCGCUUCCGGAUAUUGUUGAGAGGGCUACUAAAAAAAAACAAAAACAAAAACAAGAAACAACAAAAAAACUGUCGGAGCACCGUGUGAUCAGUGCCUGCCUUGCACAACCAAUGGAGACAACGGGGAGGUGUCGUCCACGCCUCGUCCCCCCCCCUUCCUCCCCAUUCCCCAUCCCCACGAGAACCCAGAGACGUGUUUGUUUGUUAUUUAGCAUGAGCCGAAGCACAAAAGACCGGGAGGCCCCCGACAGCGAGGGGCGCGGCGGAGCCUCGUCGUCCCUCGGGCCGGUCGAGCCUUGUGUCCGCCCGUACGAGGCAGUCGUCCGCAGGACUCCCCGUCGGCAGGAAGCAGGAGCCCAGCGUGAGCGCGGACAGCUGGACACCAGCAACUUCGUCUCGUUCUCCAAUGCAGACUUGUACAUGAAGUUCAAAUUAUACAAAACGAGUAAAACGAUUAGCUUACGAAAAAAAGCGGACAGAAAGAAAACAAAACAUCACAAAGUAGGUAGAAAGGCCAUAGAAAAGAAUACCAAGGAUUUUUUCAGUGGAUCACUUAACCUUUUCGUUUAUGGAGUGUCCUUAAUUGAUUAAAGGAAAUACUUUUUGCGUGUAUACAAAAAUCUUUUCCUUUUUUUUCUGUCGACUCCCUGACUUUUCACAUCCGGCUUUCGGUCAAAAGUGAGCUUGGGCUUUCGGAGAGCGCGCCUUCCCUAGCCGAUGAGGUAGAAAUCCCGGAACGGAACGGAACGCGCGUGGACCGAGCGACGGACGUGUUUUCGUUUAGGGAGACGGACAGCGCCGACGGUCGCGUGGCGCGCUCGAGCCCAGCGGCUGUGCGGAAUUCACUUUCCGCGACACCGCGUGAGAGAAAGACGCACGCCGUUUCUGCAUUUCCCAGACACUCCAUCCACGCCUGCUCUGUGGUGACAGCGGUAAGGUCACAUUAACUGCCGUGUUCACGCAGCCUUAAUCUCUCUUGCUCUGGCUACGUGUAACUCGGUCUGUCUCUUCAAAUGUAUAGUUACGGAAGCAUCGGUACAUAGUGUCUUGAAUGUUUCCUUCCUCGCCGUAUCGUAAUUCUCUACGACAACAGGACUCUUGAAAGUGGGCCGAGGAGCGAUGCGCGCUGGGGAGCGGAUCUUCCCCCUGGGAAAAGUGAUGAAUGCUGGGGUGUCGGUGCUGGGAAGUAACACUCGAUUGCAGGCCCGUUCAAUUUUCCUCUGUCCGGAGAGGAUCGGCUCAGAGGCUUGCUGGGUUUGCUGGCCCGAGGCCAGCCUGCUUAUUGUUGAAGGCAGAGAAAUGUUUGGGCCCUCAAAAAGAAGAAGCAGCUCUGCAUUAUACAUGAUGCGGUUAUUCUAUUCUGUGAAUUGUUUUUCUCUUCGGCUCACGCGUUGCUUCCGUUGCAGUAAUUGUUUGCUUCGAACGUCGCGUUAGUCAAGGCUGAGAUUAAGGACCUUUUCUUCAGGACACGGUUUCCAUCUGGUCGGACUUAACUUUAGCCCCAAUGGGGUGUGUUCCGCCGAGCGCUUUCUGCUCAUUGGUCGCGUGUCUCGUGACCCGGUCCACACGUGUCGAGCGCUGCCCUUUCCAGCUCGCAGACGUCCGCCGCUAGACACCGAACGGUCGAAGCCUUUUGCCUUGACACGAUGGGAGUCAUGUUAAACCGCUCAUUAUGUCUCUCGCCGCUGAUCUGUCGCACUCCCGAGAUUCUGAACGGAUGCUCUGUUGCGAUCUUUUACCGCAGAUUAUGAGUCAAACUCGGCGUCGACUCGAUUCCCAUUUCCGCUCGUAUUUCAUCCAAGAAGAAAGAAGGAUGCUUUGCGAACGGCUUCGUGAUGCGCUUCUGACAGCACUCUUUAAAUCCGGUGCCAAUCUGGAUAGUGAGAAGGCAGAGGUGGGGUUUUGUGCAAAACAUUUGUUUACAUUUCAACAAUGGACAGCUGAGAUUUUUCCUGUUUUUUUUUUUAUUUUUUUGUCAUAUGUUCUUUGAUUCAUUUCAGGAGUAUCGAGCCGGGAACGCUUCUGUCAUUUUCUCUUUUUCUUACCUGUUCUUCAGAUACAGUGCUGUAAAGGGUUCACACCCUCAUCUCGCUGCAGUUUUCCUCACCGAUUACGAUUUCUGUGGCCGACUUCAGUCCGAUUUAUACAAAUCCAUUCAUAUUGAGAAAGUGGAAUGAAAUGUAUGUAUUGUACAAAGUUUGCAGUGUAUCUGAUAUUUACUAUACAUUAGACUGUUAAACUGUUAGAAAUAGUUGGACACUGCGCAGUUAUUUGGCUUGGAGCAUUUAAUCUGGUGGUAGUCUGGAUUUUUUUCCAUAUGCAUACAAAUUCCUUUUCACGUCCGUUAGAUUGACCUGCGGUAUUGAAAACGCAUGUAGUAUGAAAUCAAUUAGCUGUGUAACUUAUUGCACUUGCAGAUUUGCCCAGAUUCUUCAUUGCUGGCCAAAUGCACAGCUGAACAGAGUCGAACUGAAUGGAUUUUAGGGUGGAGCCUUCAAUCUGAGCAGAAGAUUGAUGAGUUUGAUGGGUUAGGCUUUCGGUUGUUAUGCAGUAGCUUCAUAAAUACGGCAAAUCUUGUAAAAGAUUUUUCUUUUUCUUUUUUUUUUUUUUUUUAUAUCUGCCAGCCUUAAAUCUGAAAGGCAUGUGUGUUUACGUUCUUGCCCAUUGCUGUUUUGUGGUCCAUCUGGGGCUGCUCUUAAACGAUUCUGGCUUGGCAUGGUCAUGAAAAGGUAACCUACUUUCCUGGAUCUGCCUUUGUGUUCCUUUGCCAGUUGUUAUUAAUUCUCGUUAUUAUUGGUGUGCUUUAGAACUCUCUUCAAGGACAUAAAAAUGAUGUAGGAAGUACAAAAAUCAGUCCGCUUUUUCUUCAGCUGUAUUUCCUGGCUAUUUCGCAAGCACGGUCCCAUUGAUUUUCGCACUUUUGCAGAUUUCUGCGCCGUACAAUAACACGGUGGGGUUUUGUGUUUGUCGAAUUUUUCCAAUUAAUUUCACCAACAUCUCGUACCGUGUUUGAUCAAAAGCAUGCAUUGAAAAAUUGACACUUCUUUUGUAUGAAAAAGUGCUAAAUGUUGUUUUUAUCGGAUCUCGCGGUGUAGCUCAUUUAUGAGGGUGGCGGUAGUAUUACUUGAAUGGGAGCUGAUUUGACUUAUAUAUUCGAAAUAAAUAAUUUCACCGCUAAUGGAGCAGUCUGCCUUCGUGCUGUGUCAUGGACAAGUUUCCCCUGUUGUUUUCGGGAGCACCUAAAAGCUACGCUCCUGCCGUUCGGCAUCCACUCGCCUCUAGAUGCUCCAUGGCCCUUGGGGUUUUCUCGAACCUUGUCCUUACCAUGGAGGCUACUGUCUGUUGCGCUUUCUUACUGGCGCCAUAUGCUGCCAGUUCAUCACGAUUUACCCUUUUUUAAUUGACAUGCUACAUUUCGAAGCCUUUAGGAACAGCGCAAUAUUUCAACUCAAUUCCACUUUCACCCCUUUGGUUGGAAAAUUGUUUCAGUCUUCCAGAACUUUUAUGAGUUGAAAUAUCUUCUGAAAGGUACAGUUUAUAUGACUUCUUUAGUUGCGUCGGUUUUUGCCUUAACACUUUCUGGUGGUAUUCCAUGAAGACUUGGUGCCUUGUCUUGACGUUUGUAGUGGCUUGUUCGGCUCUUUCCUUUUACGCUACUCGAUGUUGGCCACAGAUACCAGAUCCGUAAGUGGGGCAUCAGGGUUAACUCAAGAGCAAUUCCGAGUGAAGACCUAUCACAGCAUACAGGAUGUUUUUGUCCUCCGUCAGAUGCUUGGUGUCACCAUCAGAAGAUCUGUCAUAUCAUAUUUAAUAUUGUUUAUCAUGUGUGACACACUCGGUGUCUUAACUUUAGGAAAUUUGGUGGACUGUAAGGAAAGCUCAGAUGUGAAGCUGACCUGGUCACUGGGAAAUAAGUCUAUGAUGGGCUCAUUAAAUGUGCAGACCCUUAAAGAUCAAAAACAUGGAGAUAUAACUCUUGUGAAAUGUAUCUCGUCCGAGUUUUGGAUUUCUCUUAUCGAGUUUGUCAAUGAGGAUUUUUUUUCAUCAGCCAGCCCUUUUCAUCAUCCUUUUCCCUCCGAAAAGGACCCCGUUUUGUUUCAUUUCCGAGCACGUUGGGUGACAGACCGACUGAGACAGCACACCGCCGGAGCGGCCCGUGGUGUUUGAAGCAGCCUUGAGACCAGACACUUCUCCUUCAGAGGUUUUCAUAAGCUUCACACUACACGGUUCCAGGACUCAUAGCUCAUCGCCCCUCACUCGCCUGAAGGCCGAAAGGCAGCCCUGAGGUCGGCGGGUUCGUUGUCCGCUCCAUGGUUAUUCCCAGUCUUCCGCCAUCAUGAAGUUUACCAUGUAGGACUUCCUUCCUGGAUCCUCCUUUCAUUUUCUCAUCGGGCAAAGUGUGUAUGGUGUGCUUAGCUCUUUUUCUGUCCUGGGCCCUAUUGACGGGUACGUUGACCACACCUUGCGCUUUCCUUCACCCACGGCUGUUCCCCAUAGCGCAGCGAAUUGCUACCUUCUAAGCACCACAUCCACCGAAACACUGGUCCAAGCAGUCGCUAUAUCAGGGUAAAUCAGGUAAUCUUCCUCUAGCACUGCUGGUACCCUGUGUUGCAGGCGCUCCGUGUUCGCACAUAACCUUCUUUUCACAUUGCCUUAUUUUUACUUUUUUUGCGGUAUUUAAUGUAAUCAUUUACUAUUGUUGCUUAUUAUUGGGCAUUUCAUUUUUUUUAUUGUCAGCUCCACAGAAAACACGGUAUGUGGGUGAGCAGGUGAUGCAGACUCACUCUUACAGCGAUACAAAGCCAUUUUAAUAUUUCACUUGUGAGAUGAUUGGUUUUACUGGGCCCUCUUUAAGGGCAGGGUUAUGUACCCAAUUUACAAAUCCCUACACUUAAAUUGAUUUGUUUUUCCUUAUUACAGUGUUAUUUCCUACAUUUUAGAGGCUAACCCUCAUGACUCAGAUAUUUGAGGACUCAGAUAUUGUGAAAAAAAAAAAAGCAGUGUUUUUUAUUGGAUGAAACCAAUUCAUGAAGAACCAGCUGUGAAUUUGGUUAGCUGUGAGAUAGUUUGAUACCAAUUUAUUAUAA